AUGGUUAGACUAGCGCUUCUCACUGGACUUCUAACCUUGACAUACUUCGACCAAACAGCUGCUGAAGAUGUCGGCACGAACUUCGAUACCAAGAACACACAAGCCUUUGAGCACGAAUUUGGAUCUUUUCCAUACAAAACCUUUCAAUCCUCCGACUUGAUGUCGCCAAUUCUACGUCGACCAAACGAUUCGCCAGUAUGUCAUGAUGAUAAUUACAUCUUCUUGUCACCGAGAGGAUAUCAGGUACCGCAUCCAGCAGUUGCGAUUAUGGAUAAUGAUGGUGAAUUGGUCUGGGAGCAUUAUGUCGAGGGUCAAGGGUACAACCUUAAAGUCCAAGAGUAUCAAGGCGAGCAGGUACUCACGUUUUGGGUUGGGGAUGAUGGAAUAGGUGGACAUGGUGAGGGCGACUAUUUUAUGUACAACUUCAGAUACGAGGAGAUUGCAAAGAUCUCAGCUCUGAACGGAUUACACGCAGAUUUACACGAACUGACCAUCACGCCUCAAGGAACUGGUAUCAUGACCAUCUACGAGAUCUAUCCAAUCACUUUACCCGGCUUUGUGGACGACACAGACGUGAUUUGGGUCUGGGACUGCCUCUUCCAAGAGAUCGACAUAGCGACGAACGAACUAGUCUUUCAAUGGCGUGCAUCCGAACAUCACAGCUUAGAAGAAACGUAUCGUGGUAUUCGCGAUGAAGGAAGGGAGCCUACUCGUCCCUGGGAUUGGUAUCACAUGAACAGUAUCCAGAAAGACGGACUUGGCAAUUAUCUGGUCUCUGCGAGGUAUACGCAUACUAUCACUUACAUCGAUGGCAGGACUGGCGAAAUCAUCUGGAUCCUGGGCGGCAAGCGGAACGCAUUUGAGGAUUUGAGCAAGGGGCAGAGCAAAGCUACAAAUAUCGCUUACCAACAUUUUGCUCGUUUCCACAACUUGACCGAGUUUCCGGUCUUGUUGGCUGAAGAGAUCAAGUUGCAUCCGACGAAGGAUGUAAAUGGUGUGACCAAAAUGCUGGUCUCUGCCUUCGACAACGGCGCAGAUAACGAGGGUACUGGACAUCGACCCUCCAGAGGCGUCCUUAUCGAGAUCACAUACCCUACUGCAGGUCCAUCUUCAGUCUCGGGCGCAUACACCGCAAAACUCAUCCGAGAGUACAUCCACCCAGCCCAGUUCAUCUCCUCAAGUCAGGGAAGUAUGCAAGUCAUCCCAUCAGACGCCGACUCUGAUCCGCGAGUCUUGCUAGGCUAUGGCUACGUAGGUGUUUGGACAGAAUUUACUGCCGAUGGAGAAGUUCUCUGCGAUAAUCGCUUCUCGACGAUGUCUUCUUGGGGCAAGGGAGACGUGCAAUCCUACCGCGUGCUCAAAGCUCCCUGGAAAGGCGAGCCCAGCUGGCCACCUACACUUGCAUUUGGGAACGACAAACAAUCUUCAAUCUUUGUGAGCUGGAAUGGGGCUACAGAAGUGCAAGCGUGGAGACUGCAGCAAGCUAAUGAAAGCACCUGUCCGGACGAAGACUGGGAAGAUGUUUCUAUGACACAGAAGAAAGGAUUCGAGACCGAACUUGACCUUAAAGAUGGCGAUAUGCGCUUCUUUCGUGUUGUUGCACUGGAUGCAGAUGGUGAGGUACUUGGUGUCACUAACAUGCUUGAUCUUGGGUGGGAAGUGGGUGUCAAUGGAGUCUUUGAUGGAUUGGAGAUACGUGCGAGCGAUCCAGUACAGUUGGCUAUGGUCUCUGUUGCAGCCCUUGCACUUUUCGUUAUUGGUUAUGAGGGAUUUCGACAAUUCAAGAGUUGGAGAGAGACGAAGCGCUUGGGAUAUAAGCAGGUAGAAUCACACAGUGAGGUCUGA
Aureobasidium melanogenum CBS 110374 is the source of this 1845-nucleotide messenger RNA. RefSeq lists its product as uncharacterized. The transcript has 2 exons. NCBI's taxonomy places the organism in Eukaryota, Fungi, Ascomycota, Dothideomycetes, Dothideales, Saccotheciaceae. The coding region runs from base 1 to 1845 and encodes 614 amino acids. The record is from RefSeq and is a predicted model, not a curated record.